AUGGAAGAUGUAUUUCAGGAUGAGAAUGAUGAUGAUGUGGAGUCCACCACGAUUGCCGAUGAUAGCGAUGAUAAGCUAGCGAAGAGAGAACCUGGCGUGCCUGUCGAAUUUGAGGCCAGAGACACACAGGAUACAAGAGGACUAGCUGAGUUCCAAGUUGGUCAUCAGUUUCAGGAUAAAGAGGAAGCCGUGCUGAGCAUGAAGACAUACAUCAUCCGAUGUGGGGUUGAGUAUAAAGCUUUGGAAUUUGAUUACCGCAAGUACCAUGGGAAGUGUAAGGAAUCCAGCAACGAGUGCACAUGGUUUAUUCGUAUUAGUCUCCGCCAGCGUAGAAGUAUUUGGGAGAUAAAACAAUACAAUGGACUGCAUACUUUUCUGGCCACUUCGAUAUCCAGUGAUCACAGGAGGCUUGAUUACCAUGUGAUAUCGGCUUUCAUACUUCCCAUUAUUAGAGCCAAUGUUGCCGUGUCGAUCAAGGUACUACAGAAUGCGACAGAUGCCCACUUUAGUUUUAGACUGACUUAUAGGAGGGUUUGCAUGGCUAAGCAGAAGGUCGUGGCACAGAUUUACAGAGACUGGGAAGAGUCAUAUAAUGAGUUGUCGCGAUGGCUGCUAGGUGUGCAGAUGACGAUGCCGGGUACUGCUGUAGUAUUGAGGACGAGUCAUGUGCAACUGGCUGGCCCAGUCGAUGAGGAGCAAGCUUAUUUCCAUCGGCUUUUUUGGACAUUCUCACCGUGCAUCGAGGACUUCCAACAUUGCAAGCCUCUGGGUGAGAAUGUAGAGUUGUGGUCGUUCUUCUUAUCCCACCUUCGGCAAUACGUAACACCUCAACAGGGUAUUCUAGUUAUAUCGGAUAGGUACAACGGGAUCAAGCCUGCCCUACAGGCUCCUGAUGGGUGUUGGCUGCCGCCAAAUGCAUACAGGGCAUUUUGUAUCCGACACGUGGUAGCAAACUUUGCCCUCAGUUUUAGGGGCAAUGAUGCUUGGAGGUUUCUAAUGAAUACUGUUUAUGUGAAGAUCGAGGUCGAGUUUGACUACUGA
This is a messenger RNA of Arachis ipaensis, 1041 nucleotides long. RefSeq lists its product as uncharacterized. Lineage: Eukaryota; Viridiplantae; Streptophyta; Magnoliopsida; Fabales; Fabaceae. The record is from RefSeq and is a predicted model, not a curated record.